This is a messenger RNA of Symbiodinium natans, 157 nucleotides long. The record is from the annotation of a GenBank genome assembly. NCBI's taxonomy places the organism in Eukaryota, Dinophyceae, Suessiales, Symbiodiniaceae.
GUAUGUGUCCGCCACGCCACCCCAGAACGGAGAAAUGGAAGGCGCCGAUGGCAUGGCAUGGUGGAUGGAGGAUCUGAACGGCAACGCAGGGCCCGGGCAAGCCGGCGUCACCUACAGGUCCGUGAAAGAAUGCCAGAGCCCCACGAAGCUGAUAGCU